UCGCCUCGUCUGUCUUCACUCUGUCUCUAAAAAGUCUCCUUAGCGUCUGUCCGUCUCUCUUCUAUCAUCACUCUCUUUCUUUGCCUCCAGACAUUAUUCCUCUUCAUCCUUCCCAUCCUCCUCCUCCUCCUCCUCCUCCCCUUCCUCUGCCUCUCCCUCCUCCCCUUUUUCCUUCUUCCUCUUCCUCCUUCUCUUACCUAUUUGUGUCUCCUUAUUGCUUAUUCGUAUUUAGAAUAACUUUUACCACUAGACGUUUUAAUGGCUUCAACUGACACACAAACACACACAUAAACAAACACACUCCCCCCCCCCCUCCCCCCAAUCAGAUAAGGAGGGCGUGGUCUUCAGUCUGACAGGAUGAUGAAAGUUACUUUGGAAGUUGAUCAAACAGCAGCAUCCGUUUCCAAUGAAUCUGACUGAAGCAGAUAGAGACACAAACACACACACACACACAAUCACACACACACACAAAUACACACACUGUGUAUUACUGUGUAUAUGUGUGUAUAUUAUCAAUCAUGAGUUGCUAUUCUCAGUCAAAGAAUCUGUUUCAUAUUUUUGCUUCAUCAAAAUAAGAGUCACAGUUGAUUCUAUGAAAGUGGAGGGAAACAGUAUUUUAUGUAUUAAUCAUAAUAAUCCUGACAUUAUACCUAAUGAGGGCUUUGAGGGAAUUGGCAGGAAGUUGCGUCUGCAGGUGAAGCAGCUAUAAGUCCUGCUAAGAAGAUCUGCACACACACACACACACACACACACACACACACAGACACACACAGACACACACACAGACACACGCACACUAAGCUGAGCUUUGUGUGCUGGGGAUCACAGUCUGAUGAAGUCGUCCUGCUGAACAGAGAAGAUGGAAGCUGUUGGCGGCUCAUGGCGGAAGAAUCACAACUGACCUCUGAACCCGAGAGAGAGGCUGGACACGGUGUCAUGGACGCCGUGGAUGCGUCUCCUCUAAGGCGCUUCGUUGUUGCGAAGAGUUUGAUUACCUCCAUCUUUGAUCAGCUGCUGGAUUUUGUAAAGGAUGGCUCCGCUUUUGUGGACGAGGCGUGGCGAGGAGACGACCUGGGUCAGGUGGCUGUGGAGGAGCAGAGUCUGGAGCUGCAAAGCUGUGCCACCAAGCUGUGGACCAUCAAGGAGGUUCUGGUCCGGAGACACAUGAAGGUGGCCUUCUUUGGCAGGACGAGUAACGGAAAGAGUACGGUGAUCAACGCCAUGCUGAGGGACCGCGUGUUGCCCAGCGGCAUCGGUCACACCACCAACUGCUUCCUGAGGGUGGAAGGAACCGACGCAGACGAGGCUUACCUCACCACCGAGGCGUCCAGCGACCGGAGGAGCGUCACCACGGUGAACCAGCUGGCUCAUGCCCUCCACAUGGUUCCCACUCUAGACUCUGGCAGUCUGGUGAAGGUGAUGUGGCCUAAAAGCCGCUGUGCUCUGCUGAGAGACGACCUGGUGCUGAUGGACAGCCCUGGCACCGACGUCACUUUAGAGUUAGACAGCUGGAUCGAUAAGUUCUGCCUGGACGCCGACGUCUUCGUUUUGGUUGGAAACGCUGAGUCGACGCUCAUGAACACAGAGAAACUGUUCUUCCACAAAGUCAGCGAGCGAAUCUCCAAACCGAAUAUCUUCAUCCUCCACAACCGAUGGGAUGCGUCAGUGAGUGAACCUGAAUACAUCGAGGAGGUGAGGAAGCAGCACCUGGACCGCUGUGUGAGUUUCCUGGCCGAGGAGCUAAAGGUGGUCAGCCUAGACGAGGCUCCGGGAAGGAUCUUCUUUGUCUCCGCCAAAGAGGUCUUGAGCUCCAGGAUGCAGCGAGCACAGGGCAUGCCUGAGACAGGUGGCGCUCUUGCUGAGGGUUUCCACGAGAGACUGAGAGAGUUCCAGAUGUUUGAGAGGACGUUUGAGGAGUUCAUCUCUCAGUCUGCAGUGAAGACCAAGUUUGAGCAGCACACAGUGAGAGCGUGGCAGAUCACUGAGGCCAUCAAAGCUGUGAUGGACGCCAUCAACAUCGCCUCCGCCAACAGGAAGAUAUGCUGCCUGGAGGAGCGUGAGGAUCAGAGGGACAGGCUUGACUUCGUCAGAGGACAGAUUAACCGCCUGACCGUCAACGUCAAAGAGAAGAUCAAGACUCUGACCGAUGAUGUCGCUGCCAAGGUUGCCACCGCGCUGACGGAUCAGAUCCGCUCACUUCCGAUUGUGGUGGAGGAGUUCAGAGCAGAUUUCAACCCCACACAAGAAACUCUGGCGCUCUACAAAACGAAGCUGCUGCAGCACGUGGAGGAGAGGCUGGUUGUGUCUUUGUCUCAUCGCUGCUCGGCCGGCGUCCUCAGGGACAUCGCAGAGACUCAGAGACACAUGAUCGACGGCGUCCAACCUCUUCUGUCUCCGUCCGUCCUCGACCAGCUCUCUGCUCCCUCCGCCUCCUUCGACCUGACGUACGACCUCGGCCUGGUCGCCCUGUGUGCGGACUUCCAUGAGAACAUUGAGUUCCAGUUCUCUCUGGGCUGGACGGCCCUCGUCGGCCGCUUCAUCGGAGCCUCCGGCGCCAAGCGGGCCCUCGGCGCCGCUGCAGACACGCGGCUACAGGUGGGUGCCUCGUUUGUGCUUCUGCGCUGUUUACGUUUCAGCUCGUCUCCAUUGAUGCUCUCGCAGGAGACCUCCAACUUCAAGGACGACAUGGUGGUUUCCAUAGCGACAGGCCUGUCCUGCGUCUCCUCCCGAGCGUCGAUGACGGCGAUGGUGAUCGGUGGCGUGGUGUGGCGCUCUGUGGGCUGGCGUCUCCUCGCUCUGUCCUUGUCUCUCUACGGUCUGCUCUACCUGUACGAGAAGCUCACCUGGACCGACGGCAGCAGGGAGCGCGCCCUGAAGCGGCAGUUUGUGGAGCACGCCGCUCAUCGCCUGAGGGCCGUCGUCCCCGCCGCCGGCUCCGCCUGCGGUCAGCAGGUGCACAGGGAGCUGGCGUCCACCUUCAGCCGCCUGGCGCAGAGAGUCGAUCUGAGCGAGGCGGAGCUGGAGGGGAACAUCCGGCAGCUGAGCUUCAGGAUCCAGAGACUGGAGAACAUCCAGAGGAGGUCCAAGGCCUUCAGGAACCGAGCCACAGAGCUAGAGACCCAGCUGGAGGCCUUCUCCGUCCAGUACCUGCAGGAGGUCUGACUGGACUUAUGUUCACAUCGCUUAGAGAUGGAAUAUUCAGAUGAAUCAGUAGAAUGAGUCCAUCAUGUCACCACCCCUCCAUGUUGUCAUCUGCAUGUUACUACGGCAACCCACAAGGGACAAACUGACCUCUGGAUCUACACAGACUAGGAAAAGGCUUUGGUAGCAGGAGGAAGAGGAAGAGGAGGAGGAGGAAGUGGCUGACUAACUACUUCCUCUCCUGAGGAGUUUGAGAAGCACAUCUGGGCAGUUUGAGAAUACAAGCCUUGUUUCCAGAUGGGCCCGAUCCUGCUGGGAUCAAGACCAACACACGACAUUGUUUGGGGGAUAUUGUGAAGCAGCAACACCUGUAUAGCGGUUACCAUAGCUAGCUAAGCUAAGCGCUAACUCAACAUAAAUCAAUACAUGUGAGUGACUGAUGGUUUUCUGAUAAUUGAGAUAAAUAUUGUUUGUCAUUAAACUCUCGUCGGACUGACAUGAGGAGAAGCCGUGUUUUACUGAUCGCAGUCUGGUCAGAGCUAAUGACAUCAUGGUGACAUCAUCAUCAUCAUGUCAUCAUGUUCCCUAUAUCCAUAUCCAUAUAUAUAAAUACAUAUAUAUAUAUGUAUACAUUACGAUUCAAUAAUAAUAAUUUCGUUGUUAACACAAAAAAUGGUUAAGGAGAGAACUGAUGAUGUCAUCGGGUUAAUUUAUCUGUAUCGGACUGAUCGACCAGGAAGGAAACGAUUAGACAGCUUUUAGAUUCAGUAUCGGUUGUUUAAUUUCUAAAAUAUCAUCAGUUUACAUGAAUAUUGUCUGUACAGUCGUUUACAUGAGAAACAUCAACAACUCAAAGAUACAUGAAGGAGAACUAAGUGAACAAUCUCACUCAUCCUAAAAUCCACCAAUCAAUCAAUCAAUGGAAAAACUAAACGAGCAAUGAGAGAAAAACAUUAACAAACCCUUAAAGAACAAAACCCAAAUAAAUGUUUCUUUGAAACAAAAUCUAAACGAACACAUCGCUGUUGCUUCAUAUUCAAGUUAAAUGUGACCUUUAAUUCUGCUGCUUCGUUCU
This is a messenger RNA of Pungitius pungitius (ninespine stickleback), 4216 nucleotides long. It is a transcript of the gene mfn1a, whose product is annotated as mitofusin 1a. NCBI's taxonomy places the organism in Eukaryota, Metazoa, Chordata, Actinopteri, Perciformes, Gasterosteidae. Gene Ontology annotation, molecular function: GTPase activity; GTP binding. Gene Ontology annotation, biological process: mitochondrion localization; mitochondrial fusion. The record is from RefSeq and is a predicted model, not a curated record. Gene Ontology annotation, cellular component: mitochondrial outer membrane.